Ascoidea rubescens DSM 1968 is the source of this 3601-nucleotide messenger RNA. RefSeq lists its product as uncharacterized. The transcript has a single exon. Gene Ontology annotation, biological process: macroautophagy. NCBI's taxonomy places the organism in Eukaryota, Fungi, Ascomycota, Saccharomycetes, Ascoideales, Ascoideaceae. Gene Ontology annotation, cellular component: fungal-type vacuole membrane. The record is from RefSeq and is a predicted model, not a curated record. Bases 99 to 3221 code for a protein of 1040 amino acids.
UUUCGUUCUAUUGUUUUAUAUUUCGAGCUCAAAUAGGCUCUUUCUUUCAGUUAUCUUUCUAGGUUGGUUUCUCUGAAUAACAGCUUUACUUUCAAUUGAUGGAUUUUACCCUCAUAUAUUUCCUCUUUCAUUUUGCUUUACUCGUCUUCAAGGUAGCAGGUUUCGACACUUUCAAGACUCAAAUCAACAACAUCAAUUCCUUUCAGAAUGCUUAUUCCAAACCCAAUGAUGGGAAUAAUUUACAUUUUGGCACUGCUUUUCAGUCCAGCCAAUACGCAGAUAGCCACAACGAUGGUGAUGAUGGCGAUGGCGACCCACAAAUAACUACAACCGUUAUUGACAUUCUAUCGUCAAACUCUGACUUCAGCUAUUUCUUGAGAAUUUUACAGAAAAAUAAACUAAUACCUGUUUUGAACCAAUUUGAAAAUAUAACUUUGGUUGCCCCUGUAAACCAGGCGUUUCUUGAAACCAACAUGAUCAACAUUGAAAAUCCAGAUGAUCCUGACUCCAUCUACGACCAACUAGAUCAAAUUGUGUUCAGCCAAAAUGACUUAUACCAAUAUAUCAUAGGCCUCCCAAUUUUUAGCUACGACCUAGAUGGCAUUGAAAUAUUUAAAUCCAUGUAUUCAGACGACAUCCAAUAUUCUAAUCUAUUCAAUAUUGAUCGCAGCUCGAAUUUAGAUGACGAUAAUAUCACUUACUCCCCAAUUCUAUUCAAUAAUAUUAACAAUACUAUAAACUUUUUUAAUAUCAACAACAUUUUUGUAAAAUAUCCCGAUCUAUUUGCAAACACUCAAAACUCAAUUGUCCAUGGUAUAAUCAACUUACUAAACAGAUUAAACCCAAUUUGCAACCUUAUUAAUAACAAUAACAAUAUUAUUAGAACUAUUGAAAACUAUCCUAAUAAUAACUACGAUCAAAACAAUCAAAACGAUCAAAACAAUUUUAUAUCUAUUUAUUCGUCAUUUUUGUCUCAUUAUUACUGUCCUCGUUUAACAAACAUAACUGCUUUAAUCCCAACAAAUUCAGUAUUGGAUCUAAACGAAAUAGAACUAAACUAUCUAAGUUCAAAUUACGGAUCCACCGAUAAACUCAUUCUUACAAACCAUUUCCUAAUCAAUGACUACAUUGGUGGUUCCAUUAACAACCACCAACUAUACCAAAAUUUCAAUAACAUCUCUUUGAAUUUAUCCUCCAUAAAUAACGGAAACAAUUUGGUCUGGCAUAAUUACUCAUCGCUUUCAAAUAACGAACAUGACAUUGUUUUUUUCAGAUCAAACAUUUUAUCAAAUAAUGCCAUUAUUCAUUUAUUCAACUCAAAUUUCGAUAAAAAUAUCCUAAUUCCCUUCAAUCCAAGAAAAUAUUUGUACUCUUUAAAUUGCUCAGAUUUUGUUAAAGAAGUAGAUUUCAGAGAGUUAGGUUAUCUAAUAGAUGACAUUCAAUUGAAUCAAACUAUUUUUGUCACUCAAAACUCAAUUGACGAUGAUAACGAUAAUGACAACGAUAAUGAUAAUCAACUCUCAAAAAAAUCACUACAAUCAUCUUCUUUAUCAAACUUAAACACUUUAUUAUACCACAUUGUUGACGAAAAAAUAUCAACUUUAAAAUCUGGAAUAUACAACACAAAAGUUUGCAACAAUAAAAAACUAGGCAAAAACUGUCAAAAAUUAAAAAUCAAUAAAAUUAAUCAAUCAAACUUUAUUAUUAACGAUAACACUCUAAUAAAUACUUCUUUAAACACUUUCAAAAAUAUUUCAAUUGGAAAUACGGUAAUCUAUUUAAUAGACCAAGAUCUAAGUCUACCAAACUCUCUAUCCUCUUCUGUCGGUUCUUUUUUAAAGUGUUCCAGAUCUUUAAAUUACUUGAAUGAAUUAAACUUAUUGAACUUGAUUUCAAACAAAAAAGGAUAUACCAUCUUCCUUCCAUGUUUCAAUUCUUGGUCUUCUUUAGAUUUGACUUUAGACUACUUGGAAAAAAACUUGACUGCAUUAAAUUUAAUUAUGAAAAAUUCCAUUAUCAAUGGUUUGGUAUACAGCGAUUUUAAUAACUCUAUUAUAACCUCAAAUUUAUUAGGAGAAUCCAUUGAGAUUAAGAGUAUCAAUAGUGAUGAAAUCAACGAUGAUCAAAACUUUCAUCAAAACUUUCAUCACAAUCAGAUUGAUAUAAAAUCUGGUAAGGAUAAUAGUUAUCAUACAGACGACAAUGAUGAUGAUUUUAUCGAAAAUGAAAUUCACAAGUACAAUGUUCUAUCAAUUAAUAGUCAUGCUUCUAAAGAUUAUUUAAAAGUAGAAAAAUAUUCUGAUAUUCUUUUUAAUCAAGGCGUCGUCCACCCAGUUGAAGACAUUCUCUUUCCUCGAAAUGUUCAAAUUUCUUUAACCAAUCUAAUUGAAACAACUCAAUCCUUUAACACUUAUCCUUCCUCAAGCUUUAUCGAUUUAUUACACAGAGCAAAUUUAUCCUAUAUAUUGGAUCCAAAAUCUUCAAAUAAUUUUUCAAUCAUCUUGCCAAACCAUCUAUCAUUAAUUGAGUCAAAUAUAACCAUCGAAUCAUCACUCAAUUUUUUGGAGGUUUUCUUGAAAUUACAUAUUUUACCAAAUCCCUCAAAUGACGAAAAUGGAAACUCAAUCUUCAAUUGUGAUCGGAAAAUCCCUACUCUCUUAGACGGCGUACAUUUAGUUUGCAGAAAGUUGUCUUCAAAGACGAUCAUGUUACAAAUUGAAGAAGGCCAGGAUCAUGAAGUCAGAGUUCUAAACAGAGGUUGCACAACCUUCAACAAUAAAAGUUGCGUAUUUGUGAUUGACAGACCCAUUAAUCCUGAGUGGCUAGAUGAUGAUAAGUAUCAUAUUCGAUUACCAAUCGCCGCUAUGGGUUUAGGCUUUAUAAUUGGUAUUGUUUGCAUUUUUCUGUUACUAUCCUGUUUUUUAAUGGUUAUUGGAAAAAAUAAAAAAGGCACCGAUGAAGAGCUAAAUAAUACUGAUAAUACUCCAACUAGCAGUACUUUGGGUGAAAGUGCUAGACUAAUACGAAAUAAUAGUCAUUACACUCCUAAUCAUAGUCCUAGAAGUAGUGCAGGUAGAAGCAAUACCAAAAGAGGUUAUGGAAGUCUUAAUGAGUUUGGUGAAGGUACAAGCGCAAAUGAAAUCGCUAAUAAAACAGUUCCUGUUGAUCUAAACCAUAUUUAUAUCAGAAAUAAUUCAGAUUUAGAUUUGCCUAAUGUAUAAAAAAAAAAGGCUUCUCUUCAAUUUUAUUUUUACAUUUGUUUGUUUGUUUUUUAAUAUUCAUUUAUCAACUUUUUGAACUAUUUUGCGAAUAUCAAUCAAAGAAAGAGUAUAUUUCAAUUUUGAACUAGAUAUUUCAAAAAUAUAAUGGGUCAUCUUCAAACUGGUGUUUUUAUAUCAGAAUUUUAUUGUGUUUUAUAUUUUUUGGUUUUUUUAACACUACUUUUAUUUUUAUUUCUAGAAAAUUUAUCAAUACGUAUAAUAUAUAUUCAUAGUUUAAAACAUGUAAGAAUCUUGGAAAGUUUUGCAAUUUAAAAAAAUGAAGAUAUAGCAACAAAAAAAAGAUAAAAUAGAAAAGUGUUUCAUGUGUGCAAAAAUCCACU